CAGGAGCUGCCCAUCACUCUGUGGGCCUUGGCUGUGAGCGGUUACCCCGCUGAUUCGGUCUUUCAGGUGGCCUCCGACCAGGCUGCGCGUUCGGUGAAUGGCAUGGACGUGUCCCACAUAUGCAACAUCGCCUGGGCCAGCGCUCGCGCUGGCCCCCGGGAUGAGUUCCUCUUGGGGCGGCUGGCGGAAGCGGCGAUGGAGCGAGUGGGCGAGCUGGAGCCACUUCAUCUCGCAAACCUCUGCUGGUCGUUUGCCAACGUCUCUCGCUCUGAUGAGCUCAAUGACCAGAGAAAGCCUGGAUUCAGGCACCCGGCUCUCUUCGAGGCUCUCGCCCGUGCGGCCAGCAGGCUGGCGGGAGGAUUGCUGCCUCAGCACCACGCUUCGACGCUGUGGGCCUUUGCCGUUUGUGAGGUCCGCAGUGGGGUGCCCGCCCUCAUUGAUGCCAUGCUACCGGCCAUGAGGGCCAGGCUCAAGGAGUACGAGCCGAGACAGGCGGCGGGGAUGCUUUGGGCAGUGGCAGUCCUCUCACAGCAUCAUCAGCCUUUGAUCGAUUUUCUGCUCCAUGCGGUGUGCCACACCGGCACAGAGGGACUGGUGCGAGAUGGCCCUGCUCACCUUGCGUCCAUCGUCUGGGCGGCCGCGAGACUGCCUCGCACCCCGGGCCUCGUGGAGCAGGCUUUGGGCCAUCGCCGGCUCUUGGCGGCCGAGCUGGCGGGCAGCGCGGCAGAGCUGAGUGAGGGAAGACGUCAGAACAUCGCAGCGGUGGUACGCUCCAUGUACGAGAUGGGCCUGUCGCAAGCAGCAGCAGCACUGCUCAACGACUUCGACGCUCUUGGCCUGAUGUCCCCAGGGGUGGAGGCCUGGAGCGCCUGGCUGUGGGGCGCUGCUUCCAUUGGGGACGCCCAGCUGGAGGCUACCGCCUGGUCAGGCCUUGCCGCAAGCUGCGAUGGCAUUCCCCGCAGCACCUUCGUGCUGAAUGCUGCUGCUGCUCGUGCGUUGGCCGCUGGGCGUGAGGAUCUCGCCCGCUGGGCUUUGACUUUGCUGCAGCAGGAGGGAGAAUGCGACAUGGUAACCAACCAACUCCGAAACCGGGUGGGGCUCGGCGCGGAUACCGUCUCCGGCGACUGGGCGCGGGGGGAGUACAGCAAGGAGCUGUCGUUGGUGCGUCAUCUCUGCAGCGCUACGCCGCCACAGUGCCCCGCCGAGCUGCUGAAGGCUGCAGAGGCCUCCAAGAACUGGGAGAUUCUUCAGUUGGGCGCGGGUCAACGAGGAGCUGCGCUGGACGCAGCUUUGGCACUUCUGCCAAAGAGGAGAUGCGUCGUGGUCGAGCUGGGCUGCGGUGUCGGCUGUGCCUCCAUGAGAGCUGCAGUGCGACUGGCAAGUUCUGGCGGCUUGGUCAUUACCUGCGAUGCUGAUCCUGUGCGCAGCGCUGCUGCCAUUUGCCUCAACGAGUGGGCUGGCACCGGAUCUGGAGCCGGCAAGUUUGGCAACGUGGACGUCCGUGUUGGCAGGGGAGAGCAGCUGCUUCCUCAGCUCAGGAAGGAGUUGGGGCCAAGGUCUGUGGACAUGCUGAUCCUGGGCGGCUUUCAAGGCACUGAAUACCAGGAAGAAUUGGUCCGCGCGUUGGAGUUGGACCUCCUGGCAGUGGACGGUUCAGUCGUGGCUGACCGGGUUCUGGAGCCCAUGGCGCCUGGACUGCUGUGGCUCAUGCAGACCUUCCAGGAGUGCUUCGCAGUGGUCACGGAUGAUGACUGGGUAGUGAUAGCCUCCGCAUACGAGCCGCGGGAAGGGCUGGCGCCUCCUGAGGCUGUCUUGCAGCUGAGGCAUUCAGCAGAUGAAGCGCGGCGACGAAGCCUGGCCUGGCGGUACCGUAAUCGCAUGGUAGCUGGGCCGACUUUGGCCACUCAAGACGAGCUAGAGGCGGCUCAAGCGGCCUACCAGAAGUUGGGCAUCCUCCCGAAGCUGCGCCAGCCGAUGAGGAGAGUGGCGAUGCCUGGCGGGUGGAGCUGUGAAGCGUCGGAAAAUCCGGAAGAGGCGGUGAAGUGGGAAGUUGGAAGGAAGGAGCUCUUCAUUGACGCCAGAGAUGGUGGCAGUGAUUGCCACAGGAAGCAGAACUUUGCCUAUGCGAUUGCGCCCAUAGGCUUGCUGGUGUGCUCAACUUCGGCGCUCAGGUUCCGUCCUGGUGCUUCCAACUUCAGCGGAUCGAGGCGCUUUGCCGUGCUGUCCAAAGCCGAGCGACCGCGGAACGAGAUGCAGACCAUGGGCCAUCUCUGGUGUUUGGAGGUGGUGGCCAUUUCCUCUCCAAGCGCCCUCGGGGGUCGGGCAGCCGCGAAGUCCUGGUGGCCGUUGAUCUUCAUGGUGAAUGUGCAGCUGAACCAGAUCAUCGUCCAUGCCGGCAUGCCGGAGCGAAUCCUACAGGUGGUGGACGAGAAUUUCGACCAGCUCAAUGCCGUGAACCUCAUCACAGCGCUGCAUCGCCUGGCGGCGAUUUCGCUGGCCUCGAAGAAGGCAGCUUUGAGAAGAGAUUCUCGGUGCAAGCGUUUGGUGAACAAGCUUUCGGACACGAUUCGCAAAGCUGACCCGCUGUCCCUGAAGCCCCAGGACUUGUCCAACGCAGCCUGGGGGCUGACAAAGCUUGGCAUUCAGAGCACCACCCUUUUCAACCUGCUCUCCGAGCGUAUCUUGGUGCGCAUCGGGUCCUUCCAGCCCGUGAACCUCUCAAUGACUCUGUGGGCAUUUGCGAGGUCUGGGCUUUCAGAUGAGAAGCUGCUGCAGGCCGCAGCCCAGGAGGUGAAGAAUCAGCUCAAGGACUUUGAGCCUCAGCAGAUUGCCAACACCACCUGGGCCAUGGCCAAGUGCGGCUUCGUGGACGAGGAGCUCUUCGCACGGGCAGCUGACCAUGCGAUCUCGCAGAUGGACAAGUUUCAGCCUAUGAACUUCUCCAUGCUGCUGUACUCCUAUGCCUUGGCUCAGCACCGGCACCAGGAGCUCUUUGAGGAGGUCGCCAAGCGGUGCACGGUGGAAACCCUGACGCACUCCCUAUCCGCGGGAAGCUCGAUGAAGCUCCAGAAGAAGUUGACAGGUCAGACGCUGGCUUUGCCGCCAGUGGACGUUGCUGGCACUGUUUGCCGAUCCAUCCGCAUAGAGCGAGACUUCCAUUCGGCGUCCAAUGCUCGGCUGCUGUGUUUGGAGCCGACCCACUCCCGGGUGAUCCUCAAGUUUGCGGAUGUGCGCCAGGAGGCGGCCAUCAUGGAGGUCCUGAAGCACAUGAAUCCUGGCUGGACUUUUAUUACGGCAGCUUUACUCGGAAUGAGCUUUGGCGUCAGCUGGACAUCAGAGUCUGUGGCCCGGAUGCCAGGCGGGCACUUGGUGCAGACCGUAACCUACCAGAUCUCUCCGCUGGGCUCUCAAGCGGGGACAGUGGAGGCAAUUUCUGAGUGCUGGAACCUGCGGGAGCUUGCGGAAAGCGCCUCGCAGCGGCAUCUGAGAGUGGCGCAGGUGCUGCCGGAGGCGGAGCAGUUGAAUCGCCUGGCCGCCACUUCGGUGGCCUUCCUCGCCUCCGGCUACGCCCUGGGCCUGCGCGACAGCCAUGAUGACAACAUCAUGCUGCGCAAAGAUGGCUCCUUGUUCAGGGUGGACUUUGGUUACGUCUUUGGAGCGUCGCCUGCUUUGGAUGCACCACCGACUCUGCUGCCAAACGCGGUGUUCGUGGCGCUGGGGGAGGCUCGGUGGCGGGAGGUGGUUGUGGUCUGCGAGCGCGCGCUCAUGGCUAUCUCCGGAAACUCUGGCUCGGAGCCACCGGGCUGGGCCUGCGUGCGCCAGGUGCCGGACAUGGCCCUGUUGCAUCACGAGGCGUUUGCCUAUGUCAAGACCUUGUCCCUGGAAUCCUUUCGAGAAGAGGUGCGCCGCGCAACGGAGUGGUCCAUGUCUCGCGCCGCCAAGAAUCGGCUGAGAGAGGUGGUACGCUUCUGGAGACAUGAGGAACCUGAAGAAAAUCCCCGGGCCAGGGAGAUCAAGCAGAUUUCCUGGGUGGGUCAACCACCAGGUGACGAAGACGCCCCAGAUCCUCCUGAGGACUUUGAUGAACCCAGCAUCUUCGUCAGUUUGUGA
Effrenium voratum is the source of this 4110-nucleotide messenger RNA. The record is from the annotation of a GenBank genome assembly. Lineage: Eukaryota; Dinophyceae; Suessiales; Symbiodiniaceae.